AUGAGAGAUAAUCUUGAAGCUGUGGAAACCAGGCUGAAGAACAGUGAGACCAGGCUGAAGGACAGCGAGACCAGGCUGAGGAACAGUGAGAACCAGAUUCUGGAACUGAGGAACAAAGAAAGAACCAAGGUGAUAUUUAGUGCAGCAGUAGGGGAAGGAUCUAAAGACAUUGGUCCCUUCAACAGAGACAUAACUCUAAUCUACAGAGAUGUAAAGACAAACAUUGGUAAUGCCUACAGUCCAUCCACAGGUAUUUUUGUCGCCCCUGUUGCAGGUGUUUAUUACUUCACCAUCUUUUAUCAUGCUGGAGGAUAUCAUCAAUCAAAGCUGCAGCUCUACAAAAACAAUCAACAUAUGGUCACGACCCAUGAUCAUGCAUCACAACAUGAUGGAGCUGAUAAUGGAGGAAAUGCAGUGUUCAUGCAGCUGCAGCCAGGAGACCAGGUGUAUGUGCGCAUGGUUGCAAAAUCACAUGUUUGGGGAUCUGACUACCAUACCACCUUCAGUGGUUUUCUAGUCACUCAGAUGUGA
This is a messenger RNA of Plectropomus leopardus (leopard coralgrouper), 531 nucleotides long. RefSeq names its product cerebellin-1-like. The record is from RefSeq and is a predicted model, not a curated record. Gene Ontology annotation, molecular function: protein binding. NCBI's taxonomy places the organism in Eukaryota, Metazoa, Chordata, Actinopteri, Perciformes, Serranidae.